Molecule: messenger RNA, 4536 nt
Organism: Venturia canescens
Lineage: Eukaryota; Metazoa; Arthropoda; Insecta; Hymenoptera; Ichneumonidae
Gene: Elp1
Product: elongator complex protein 1
Exons: 11
Coding region: 270-4244 (1324 amino acids)
Biological process (GO): tRNA wobble base 5-methoxycarbonylmethyl-2-thiouridinylation
Cellular component (GO): cytosol; elongator holoenzyme complex
Molecular function (GO): tRNA binding
Source: RefSeq, a predicted model, not a curated record
GUGUUCGGCGGCGGUCCUGUGUCCGGUAAUAAAAUAUUCCCUAGGAACAUGCACGCACGCGUUUUAUUUUAACAUAACCUCGAAAGAAUUGUCAUAGCAGAAUCAUAGUUUUUAUAUAUCGUCAGAAUAAAACACGUUUCAUAAAAAACAUGCCAUAGAAUAAAAAUCAGUGUCACGAAGUAGAAAUCAUUUUCUUAGUUUUCGGUGGAUAGUGUUCGAAUUACGAUCAAAAAUUCGAAAAACAAUUGUUUUUCGAAGAUCGUCCAACAAUGAAGAAUCUCGCUGUACACACUCACACCGUACAAAAUAAUACUCCGGAAUUUUAUCAAGGAAUAUUAAACGGCGAUGUUCUUUGUUGUACCAAUCCUGACAAUGAUGACCUUUACGUUCUGCAAGAAAAACACAUCUAUUUAAUUUCGUCGAAAAAUGGUUUCAAAACCACUGAUAUUAAUAUUGAAACAGAGGAAUCUGCAAAGCCUGUAGGACUCGAAUAUUGCAGCGAUGUGGAACAAUUAUGGUGCGCCUAUGACACAGGCGCUAUUAUUUCAGUUAAUUCAGAACCCACAUUGCAACCAGAAAUAACAACUCAUUUCUCUGAAGGUCUGAAAUCUAUGAAACUCAGUCCAGAUCAGGAAAUUCUUGUACUGAUCACCGCUGAUAAUACCGUUGUUACAACCGUAUCAAAUUUUCAUAUUGUAUCUAAGGUGCAUCUCAAUUCCAAUGAAUACGGCAUGAAUCAGUUUGUCACAGUAGGAUGGGGCAAGAAAGAGACCCAAUUCCAUGGCUCAGAAGGCAAAGCAGCUGCAAAAGCAAAGGACGUUGUAGUCGGUAGAACUGUAAAUGACGAUGAAAAGCCGAGGAUAACAUGGCGAGGUGACGGUACAAUGUUUGCCACAAGCUUCAUGCGCGACGAUGGCCAGGCAAGAUUGUUCAAAGUUUUCAAUCGCGAAGGAAUACUUCAGUGUACCAGCGAACUGACUGCUGGUAUGGAACCACAUAUAGCAUGGAAACCUUCAGGAAAUAUAAUUGCAACAGGACAAUUAUUGCCGAACAAACACGUGAUUGCAUUCUUUGAAAAAAAUGGCCUGAAGCACAGGGAACUUUGUCUUCCUUACAAACCGAACGAAAUUGAGAUAAUAAGCAUAACGUGGUCGCACGACUCCGAAAUUUUAAGUAUAUGGCUCAAGGAGAAGAACAGUGAUGAAACGUGUUUGCAAAUUUGGACUGAAAGUAAUUACUACUGGUACCUCAAGCAGACGAUUAAAUUUACAGUGGAAAAUCCUCUUGUCUAUUUUUCUUGGAGCGCCGCCCCGAGAGCUGGCAAAAGAUUGAUUUUGCUUACGAAAAAGAAAACGAUGACUUAUUCGUUUCGUUGGAAAGUUGAUCACAGUCGUUGUCUCCAUCCGAUCGACAAAGCGGUCGUUGGCGUUAUAAACGGGAAAGAAGUUUUGCUAACGGGCUUUCGUGUCGGCAUCGUUCCACCUCCAAUGGCUCACACAUCCUUGAAAUUUAAUGAGACAAUCAAUUCGAUUGUAUUUUCACCAGGCUAUGUGCCCGGUGAUUCCCAGUACGAUUCGAAUACUUGUAUGUGCCUUCUCAGCGAUAAUCGAUUGGCUCUUUGCCUUCACAAUAAGGACUCGCGUCUCUUGGAGUACAAUCACGCUCAAACAUAUGCCAUAGAUUGGCAAAAUCCUGUCGUCACUGAUACCGAAACUUAUUCCUUCCACCACUUAUUAUGGUUCAAACAAAACAUUAUACUCUGCUCGGCUUCUUCUAACACGUACAGUUAUCUCUGUGUCCUCAAUCUAGAAGGAGAGGAUUUUAAAAACGAGGGUCGUGUUGUUGUCAGGGCGGUGUAUCUGAUGGAUGAUCAAAUCGAGCACAUCGUUUCACCGCAAGACGAAAAAGUGGCUUACAUCGUGGCUGGAAAAUCAGUUUUCAAGUACAUGGAUAUCGAGGGUAUAGUGCCAACAUCCUUAGAAAUACCAGAACCGUGUUCGCUCGUCGAGAUUAUUGAGAUUGACAACCGUCACAUAAUUUUAUCAUUGACAAGCAGAGGACGUUUUUUCGUUGAUGGCAACGAGAUAGCGAGUAACAUAACGAGUUUUUUUGUACAUUCGAGAUUUCUGCUUCUGACAACGUUGCAGCACAGUCUGAUAUGCGUAAGACUCGACGAGGAAGGUUUCCGUCAAAUAAAUCAGGAUUUGACUAUAAAACCGUGGGAAAAUGGUUGCAGCGAGAAAAAUUUGUCCGGUUUAAGUGUAAGACGCGUUGAGCGUGGCUCAAAUUUGAUCGUUGCCGUUCCGGAAGAUGCAAGAACGAUAUUACAAAUGCCACGUGGAAACUUGGAAUGCAUACAACCGAGAGCGUUGUCCUUACACAUCAUCGGAACUCUUCUUGACAAUCACAAGUUUAGAGAAGCUUUUGAUAUGAUGAGAAAACAACGUAUCAAUUUGAAUCUUAUUUACGAUCAUAAUCCGAGGUCUUUUAUGUGUGACGUUAAAAAAUUCGUUAACGACAUUGAUAAUCCAUCUUGGCUCAGUCUCUUUCUCUCGGAAUUACAAGAUGAAAAUGUCACCGAAACGAUUUAUAAAAAUUAUUAUUGCAAUCGGCAAUACUUUGACCAUCCAGUCCCCGAAUUUUGGCACGAACGUAAAGUUCUUCGAGUGUGCGACGUUCUACGGAUUAUCAUGGGCUCCCGCGACGAUCACAAGUUCAUUCAACCGAUAUUGACGAGUCUCGUGAAAAAUCAACAGACCCCUGGACUCGAAGCAGCUUUGAGAAGAAUCAAAGAUAUCCGAGCUUCCGAGGACAGUUCGACAAAUUCGAAAAAAUCUUUGUCCGAAGAUGCCUUGAGAUAUUUGCUCUACCUCGUUGACGUCAAUGUCUUGUUUGAUAUUGCAAUGGGAAUGUACGAUUUUGAACUCGCGCUGUUCGUCGCCUCGAAAUCCCAGAAAGAUCCCAAAGAAUAUAUUCCACUUUUGAACGACAUGAAAAAGCUCGAGACCAAUUAUAUGAAAUACACCAUCGACAAAGAUCUCAAACGAUACGAUUCGGCGCUGAAUCAUAUCGCCAAAUCUCCUGAUAAAUUCGAUGAGUGUCUCGAAUUCAUAUGCAAUCAUGAUAUGUAUGCAAAAGCAUUGAAGAUAUUUCCAAACAACAGCGAGGAGUACAGAAAAAUUGCCAAGGCUUACGGAAACGUUCUCAUGAAAAGAGAAAAAUAUUACGAGGCUGCAAUCAUGUUCUCGCGGAGCAGACUUUUAAUGAAUGCUCUUUGCGCUUAUAAGGCAGCUGGAGCUUGGCAAGACGUUAUCAUUGUUGCAACGCAAUUGAAUUUGGAUGAUGGAGAUAUGCAGGAAUUGUACGAAGAGUUGGUGGCUUACUUGCGCCAUGAAAAAAGAUAUCGCGAUGCGGCUGAAAUUCUCGUCACUUAUUUGAAGCAACACGAGGAUGCGGUAUCCGUGUUGUGCGAAGGAAAACGUUGGCGUGAUGCAAUGAGAAUCGCACAUUCCAUCAAAAGGCUUGAUUUGAUCGAAACCCACGUAAAACCCGGAGUUGAGGAGCACGCAGCGUAUCUUGCAUUCACGACGAAACAUAACAAAGAAAAAUUUGAAAAGCACAAGAUACGUUUGGCUACGGUGAGACAAGAAAACGCGGCGAGAGAGUUACGAAUGCACGAAGCCCUUGGCACAGACUUUGAUUAUCCAACCGGACACGAUGUCAAUGAUUUAUUGAGUGACACUAGCAGCGUUGCUGGUUCACUCUCGAGCCAGAGCUCUCGGAGUUCACGCAGUUCAGGAAGAACAUACCGAUCAAGCAAAAAUCGAAGAAAGCAAGAAAGAAAACUGUUAAGCAUAAAAGAAGGAAGUUUCUUCGAAGAUCUCGCGCUCAUAAGAGCCCUCCACCAACUAAUAACGAUCACUUAUGCCGACAAAGACGAAAUAAAACUGGUGACGCAGAUGUUAUUGAUAUUCGAGCACGAUCAAAGGGCUCAAGAUUUGCAAAGUGCUUUCGGCGAAUUCAUCAAUUUGAUCGAACGCAGUAAAAGUGAAAUUUGGCCCAAAUCCAAUCAAAUUGGAAAUGAUCCUAUAGAUUCGAGAGAGGAAUCAAUUUGUAUAAAAGACAAUCAACCAAGCAAUGUUCCGCAAAGUUUGCUGGAAUCUCGUUUCAUGUAUCCACCGGAUGCAGGCAACAAUGCAUGGCAACUAGACAUCUUCAAUUCUGUAAACAAUAUCGCUGAAUAAAUCGUGUAACACCAAUAAAAAAAAAUAUUUUUAUGGUAAAAUGUAAUAAAGCUGUUUUCGAUGAAGAAUAAUAAUUCAUCACCUCGCGGCUCUCUUCCUAUUUUGCUAUCUCUCGUUUUUGAAGGUAGUCGACAAACAUGUUUUUUUGACGCUUUUAUUUACAACGCGUUAUUUCAUGGUUUCAUGCUUAUUUCUUAAUGAAAAGAAUGAUUUCGACUUAUAUAUUCGUAUAUAAUAAAUUGUUGCUGGAAUUCACAGUCGAGUCUCGCUACUUCCAGCACUUGCACAAGUA